AUGUUGUCUCGUACCAUUGCCACUGCAAGAACUUUGCCAAGAUCAAUUAAUCUAAUUUCCAAACGUACUUACGUUGAAGCUGUUGAAAAUGCUCUAAAAUUACAAUUUUCUUUACCUCACGAAACAUUAUACUCUGGAGUUAAGGUCAACCAAGUUAACUUACCUGCGCAAUCCGGUAAGAUGGGUAUCCUUGCCAACCAUGUCCCAACCAUUGAACAAUUAUCUCCAGGUGUUGUUGAAAUCCUUGAAGAAAACUCUAAUACAGCAAAGAAAUAUUUCAUCUCUGGUGGAUUUGCCACUGUUCAACCAAAUUCUGUAUUAAGUAUAACUGCAGCUGAAGCAUUCCCAUUAGAAUCAUUUUCUCCUGAACAUAUCAGAACUUUGCUAACGGAAGCUAAAGGUAAACUAGCUGACUCAGAUGCAGUUGUUGCUGCCGAGGCUGCUAUCACCGUAGAGGUCCUAGAACAACUAGAAGCUGCUACAAAAUAA
Molecule: messenger RNA, 489 nt
Organism: Maudiozyma barnettii
Lineage: Eukaryota; Fungi; Ascomycota; Saccharomycetes; Saccharomycetales; Saccharomycetaceae
Gene: ATP16
Product: F1F0 ATP synthase subunit delta
Exons: 1
Coding region: 1-489 (162 amino acids)
Biological process (GO): proton motive force-driven ATP synthesis
Molecular function (GO): proton-transporting ATP synthase activity, rotational mechanism
Source: RefSeq, a predicted model, not a curated record